CACAAAACAACAAAUAAAUCAAUAUUCAAGAUGUCGAGCUCUGAACUGUGUCCCGUGUAUGCACCAUUCUUUGGUGCAAUGGGCUGCACUGCUGCUAUCGUCUUCACCUGUCUCGGUGCUUCGUACGGUACAUCAAAAUCCGGUGUCGGUAUUAGUGCAAUGGGUGUCUUGCGUCCUGACUUGUUGAUCAAGUGUAUUAUUCCAGUCGUUAUGGCUGGUAUUAUUGCCAUUUAUGGAUUGGUCGUUAGUGUUUUGAUUUCGGGUGGAAUUGAAAACCCAAUGACAUUAUACGCCGGUUUCAUUCAAUUAGGAGCAGGUCUUUCUGUCGGAUUAUCUGGUUUGGCAGCAGGAAUCGCAAUCGGAAUUGUGGGAGACGCAGGUGUAAGAGGAACAGCUCAACAACCAAGAUUGUUCAUCGGUAUGAUUUUGAUCUUGAUUUUCGCAGAAGUUUUGGGAUUGUACGGAUUGAUUGUUGCUUUGAUUCUCAACACACGUGCAUCUGAAGGACCAUCAUGCAAGUAAGAAGGGAGAUGAUGAAAGCGGGAAUGUAGAUCUGGCACGGACCUGGAGAGGUUCCAUUGGAUCAGACGGGUCAAGCCAGGUCAAUAGAUCCUUCUCAAACAUCUUCUACAAGCAUUAUCACACAUCAAGUGCAAUCACCUACUCCACACAUUUUUCCUUUCCCAUAUAAACACAAAUCAAGAUCAAUCUUUCUUUAUAUACACAUUUCGUAAAGAACAUGCAACACUAUUUCUCACUUUCUUCACCUGUCAUCCGAACGC
Molecule: messenger RNA, 782 nt
Organism: Meira miltonrushii
Lineage: Eukaryota; Fungi; Basidiomycota; Exobasidiomycetes; Exobasidiales; Brachybasidiaceae
Product: V-type proton ATPase proteolipid subunit
Exons: 3
Coding region: 31-522 (163 amino acids)
Biological process (GO): proton transmembrane transport
Cellular component (GO): proton-transporting V-type ATPase, V0 domain
Molecular function (GO): proton-transporting ATPase activity, rotational mechanism
Source: RefSeq, a predicted model, not a curated record